CCACCUUCUCAAGUUGCAGCGGUGAAUGGUGAGAGAGAAUCCUGCUCUUCACCAAAGAUAGCAGCGUCGCCGAGCCCCGCGCUAGACCUGGAUGCUGGCAUCAUCACACUCCCCAAACGGACCCACGACGCGAAAACUUGACAGGACAACAAUGGCGCACGCCUGGGGGGCCGAAUCCGUGCUCGCGGCUCGUCUACUGGAGCGAAGAACAGAAGGCGGUCGAUGUGACAUGCACUCGCACGCUGCUGAUGAGUUUAUUGUUCUGGUCCUGUAGGCGCAGAGAGAGGCGCUUCUCUCGAGAAGAAGAUGUUGAGCCGAUUUAUGAGUGGAAGCAUCAGAAACCUGGAGAGGGAAUACAACUGCACGGUCAGACUUCUGGACGAUACGGAAUAUACGUGCACCAUUCAGCGCGAUGCAAAAGGCCAGUAUCUGUUUGACCUCAUCUGCCACAACCUCAAUUUGUUGGAGAAAGACUAUUUUGGCAUCAGAUAUGUGGAUCCAGACAAGCAACGGCACUGGUUGGAGUUCACAAAAUCAAUUGCUAAGCAAAUGAAAUCUCAACCUCCAUUCACCAUGUGUCUGAGAGUCAAAUUCUACCCUCCUGAUCCUGCUGCUCUCAAAGAGGAGAUCACUCGAUAUCUUGUCUUCCUGCAAAUCAAGAGAGACCUCUAUCAUGGUCGUCUCCUGUGUAAAACCUCGGAUGCGGCCAUGCUCGCUGCCUACAUCCUUCAAGCUGAGAUCGGCGAUUAUGACCCUGGAAAGCAUCCUGAAGGUUACAGCUCCAAAUUCCAAUUCUUUCCUAAACAAUCAGAGAAACUGGAGCGGCGGAUAGCAGAUAUCCACAAGACAGAGAUGAUCGGACAGACACCUGAAACCUCAGAGCGAAAUUUCCUGCAAAAAGCUCAGAUGCUGGAAACAUAUGGUGUUGAUCCACAUCCCUGCAAGGAUGUGUCUGGGAACCCUGCUUUUCUCGCCUUCACGCCGUUUGGUUUUGUUGUGCUUCAGGGAAACAAGAGAGUUCAUUUUCUCAAAUGGAACGAGGUGACCAAGCUCAAGUUCGAGGGCAAGACUUUUCACAUAUAUGCAAAUCAGAAGGAGGACAAAAAGAUUAUCUUGACAUACUUUGCACCCACACCGGAGGCUUGCAAACACCUUUGGAAGUGUGGAGUGGAGAAUCAAGCGUUUUACAAGCUCGAGAAGUCGAGUCAAGUUCGCACCGUAUCCAGCAGCAACUUAUUCUUCAGGGGCAGCCGUUUCCGCUACAGUGGAAGAGUGGCAAAAGAGGUGAUGGAGCGGAGUGCCAAAAUCAAACGUGAGCCUCCAGAAAUACACAGGGCUGGCCUUGUGCCCAGCAGAAGUUGCCCAUCUAUCACCCAUGGGCCUAGGCUCAGCAGUGUACCACGCACACGUCGGAGAGCUGUGCACAUAUCUAUCAUGGAGGGACUGGAGUCGCUGCGGGACAGUGCUCACUCCACACCUGUGCGCUCCGUGUCCCAUGGGGAGUCCUUCAUGCCUCGCUGUCGCAGUCAGGCCACUGAAGAGGCGGUUAUCUCUGAUGAAGCCUACAGCCCCUCUGACAGCGUCCUUCCAACCCCGGUGGCCGACCACAGCGUUGAGCUUUCCGUCUCACGGCAAAUCAACGGUGCUCCUUGCAGCAUUGAAGAGGAGAAGGAGUCGGAAGCGGGAACCCCACAGCAGGAGGAAAGGGGGGAUUUUGGUGCGGAAGGUAAAUCUGUAAAGGAGGGCUCAGACUCUGCCCUCAGCGAGGUGGAGCAGGUGAAUAAGUUUGUCUUAAGCGUCCUCCGUCUGCUCCUCGUGACCAUUGGACUCCUCUUCGUCCUGCUCCUCCUCCUCAUCAUUCUCACAGAAUCUGAUCUUGAUAUUGCUUUUUUGAGUGACAUCCGCCAAACCCCUGAAUUUGAACAGUUUCACUUUGAGUACUUUUGUCCGCUCAGACGGUGGUUCGCCUGCAAGCUCCGCUGGGUGGGUGGGCUGCUCAUCAACAACUAAAACUAUGGGGUCAGUAAACCUGCACUCGGGACAGAGGAACACCUACAUCUCUGGAGGGGCGGAGGGCAGCCUUACCCCAGCCACAAACCCUGCUUCUUUCAUCCAUCUCUUUCAGGCAGACAGUUUGGACCAGCAGGAUGUUUACCCCAAAACACUUUGCCUUCCCUCCAAAAACUCUUCCUUGUUUACCCACAAGCCUUUUUUUCUUUCUUUUGCUUUCAGAUUUCAGACUUUUUACUUCAUUUCAGGUAUUAUUUUUUCAAAUUACAAUAAAAAGGAACUGAAUUUUUUUUACACAAAAAUAACUUUUGCAACAAAAGAAUACUGUCUUUAAUGUUAUUAUUAUUAAUAUUUAUUACUUUUGAACUGCAAUGGCAUAAGAGAAUGAGAGGCGUCAACUAAAGGGAAAUUAAGGAAGUUGAUGCAUUUUUAUGAAAGGGAAAUGAGGUUUUGUGAGCGUCAGAGGAAUAGCUGCUAAGAAAGAGUCAAAAGGUUGCAAUGUCUUCUAAAUCCAAGAAAAGAGCAGGCUAACGUUUUUAGAAAAAGAACAAAAAAAUGCAACAAGAACUAGAUAGAUAGGGUUUGUGAAACUGGACACAGAUAGGGUGAAAUCUCUUUUGAAAGAAUAUGAUAACUGUUUAGGCUUUUCUGGUUUUUAAAGACAUCUCAACAUCAAUGUAGUGAUAAAAAGGUUAAACUUAGACAUCAAAAUAGUUCUUUAUUUUCUAAAGAUUCAGUGAAGUAGUGUGUGAUGAAUAAAGAAGAGCUGGUGGCCAUCAAAAAUUAACUGACACCUAUAGAUAAUAGCCUAAAUAGAUGUGCAAUGCUGGUAUGAUUAUAUUUACUUUAAAUGUGCUCAUUGCUUCAUGUUUUUUUUUCUAUCAAGCUUAUUUAAUUAGUUUUGAAAUUCAAUGAAUUUCAAAAAUUUGUACGAAUGAAGAGUUUGAUCUAUUUUUGGUUUAAUAUCAACCUCUUCAGUUUAUGUAUCAUACUGUAUGAUCCAUUUUAAGUACUGCUAGAAUAAGAGUAAUGAUGUACUUUUGUACAAAUUAGUUUGUUUCCUAAUAUAUAUAUUGCAAGUUUUUCAUGUAUAUUUUAACAGAAGGGAAAUAUUAUUUUGUUAUGGAAGACUAAACAUUUUACCUUUUUUAGCGUGUUGUUUCAAGAGAAGUCGGAAGAAUUUCUGAAAGUGGGGGCUUUUAUUCAGAUCCACUCAGAAGUGAUCCAUAUCCCAUCGACAUCAGCUUUAAGUCAGCCUUUGCUCUAUUUGCUGCAGUCAAUGAUCAUUUAAAUGUAAAAUUCCAUUAGAUAAAGUACUGAUCAAUCAAAACUGGUCUAAAAGCAAUUUAAAAACAAAUUUUGUUACUUGAAGUCAAGACGAAGCUGACCCACAAAAGCCCACUAACAGAAUAACAUGUACUUGACAACAUAACCGGAUUUGUAUAAAAAACAUGUUUAAUUAGUGAAUCAAUUAAAAAUGGUCCUAUAAAGAAAAUGUCAAACUUAAGCUUGUGAGGUUUAUAAUGUGCUUUCAUCACUUUAUUUACCGGUAUGUAUUUUUCAGAUUAAAAAAUGGCAUUGGUUCCACAUUUAUAUAAAAUGAUAUCUCACAUUUUGUUUAUAUUGUUUAAUUUCCAAAGCAAUAAGGGUCAUGGCUGUUGGAUUCUGGGUAAAGUCCUCUUUUGUUAUUUUUUCAUUUUUUGUAUUGCAUUUACAUCCUGCAGGUAGUGCAGGUAUAUCUUCUGGUGUGUUUGUGAGUAGGAAUGGAAAGAAGAUGCAAAGCAGAACAGGAUGAAAUUGGGAAAGCUUUACAAAAUAAUAGAAAAAAGAAAAGAAAAAAAAAAAG
Molecule: messenger RNA, 3856 nt
Organism: Oryzias latipes (Japanese medaka)
Lineage: Eukaryota; Metazoa; Chordata; Actinopteri; Beloniformes; Adrianichthyidae
Gene: frmd5a
Product: FERM domain containing 5a
Biological process (GO): actomyosin structure organization
Cellular component (GO): cytoskeleton
Molecular function (GO): cytoskeletal protein binding
Source: RefSeq, a predicted model, not a curated record